Messenger RNA from Pocillopora meandrina, 16081 nucleotides. The record is from the annotation of a GenBank genome assembly. Lineage: Eukaryota; Metazoa; Cnidaria; Anthozoa; Scleractinia; Pocilloporidae.
AUGAAACGACAUGCUUUCGUGAAGAAGAGUAAAGUUCCUUCGUUAAAACACGAUGACCAUGGAUAUGUAUUUGGAGUUAACAGUUGGGUAAGUCAAAACAAAGGAAGUUUAAAGUGCCUUAAUAGAGUUUUUUGUGAUAAAGGCGGAACAAUGCUCAUUACAAGCAAGAUUUAAAUAACUCACUAAUCAGGAAAGUAUCUUCAAUGAUUUUCGCGGUAAACCUUUUCUGAUUUUACCACAAGCUAGCAAAGCGAAGGGUAUUUUUUCUUUUUUAAUGGCCUCCCUAAAACUGGUUCUAAACACUUUUCUUACUUAGAUUCUUCGUUAUUCAAUUUAUCAUUGUGACGAGGUGUUAUGUUUCUACUGAAUUAUUAAAAUGUUUUUGUGAAUUCUUUGCUGGGUGUAAACUAAAGUGCGAAGGUCACUCUUAUACUGCCUCAUCGAUUACAUCAGGAAAUUGUUAAAAAAAUUAAGGAAUUCACUAUCAUUUUGUUUUACCGUGAAACUACUGUUAACUUCAAUUAUUUUGAAAUUCUGCGUCAGAAUGUUAUGCUGUGUCAAAAUCUAAUUUUAUUAUGCGUAUUUUUAAGCGGCUUCUGAGAGUCUCCUUUUUUAUUUCGAUUUUCUACACCUGUUGGUAUUUGGUGUGAGUAUGAUUUUCUUUUAAGUUGCCAUAUCUUGAUGCCAAUAAAAUGAUAGCACAAUUGAAUUAUGGAAAUUUUGUUAGCUUAGUAAAGAGAGACCUUAUUGUCUGUUUUUGUAAGCACGUUUUGCAUUUACUAUUCACGUGAAGGAACACUGUUAAUUUCGAGUACUACGUUCUCUUCAUUUCCGGGCAGCAAAUUCCUGUCUUGAAUUAGUAUGCGCUUAAAUUUGUCUGGUUCAACAACUGAGAGGAACAUGAACUCUCUGAAUGUUUUGACGAGUUGCAGGUCAGCGAUCUAUUGUAGGCAACUGUUACCUUAAGGGACUCUUCGAAGCUCUUUGGAAAGUUUUUAAAUUGCACUGAAUGAAUUUUAAAAAAAAAGCGUUUGGGCUUUUUUUGUAUUUUUGUCUAUGCUCCCAGUUAGAAGAAUUUGAUAACUUGUAAAUUAGACAAAGUUUGUGCAAGGUGGUCUAGUGACGAUGACAAAUCGCUCCAUUUAUUGAAUAUCUAAGAUUCCAAACGUAAUUAUUUCUCUAUAAAUAUGCGGAACGGAAACAAAUUUCAGUCGCUAAUAAAAAAGGUUUAAUCGUAAAUGAAAAUUCAAUUUAGUUGUGUAAUGUAGGUAACUAUGAAUUGAAGUCAACCGAAAAUUAGUGUUCUAAAAAAACCCUUGUGCUUUUUCACAAUAUCAAUUAAUUAAAGAUAUAUGAACUGCACGCAAUGAUUUCUUGUCAAACUUUGAAAAUCUCAUUUGAGAAAUUAAAGAGGUUUAUCCGAUUCUGGAAGAUUCUUAACUUAGUUUUAAGGAUUCAUUAUUUCUUGCUGCAAACGCGUUGAAUGUUAUUCCAGUUAUGUUGUUUGUGGACUUAUUUUAGUCAGUGAUAUUGCACUGGUCUUAUUGUAAUGGUCAUUAAACCAAGUGCAAUAUCAGAAAUUUGGCGCCGUUUCAUUUUCACUGCUCAAUAUCGCCGAAGUUUUUCUGUCACAAAAGUUAGGACACUACCAGAAUACAGAAUGAGCUGGAUGUUGAUCAUUGAAAUAUUGCUUUUAUUUCUAUAUGCACGAGUCUAAAUUUCUCUCUUGCAGCAUGAAUCUUAUCGUGUAAAGAAACGAGAUAUCUUAAGUAUAUCAGAUUUAUUUCCUUUUGAUGGAAAUUUAUCCGAGGUAUGUCUAGUUAUGCGGUUUCUGGUGUGAACAGAAAGCAUGGGAAAUUAUGAAUGAGAAUCUUUUGUUUAUUGCACUACAGGUAAGAACUGGAAUUUUUAGGGUAUGGAAUUGCAGACAAACGUUUGAAUUUUUUGAAGUUUUAGAAACGUACUCGCCAAAUAAUUUUGCCUGCAUAUAAAUGGCUUUCCUCGAGAAGUCUAUUAAAUGGUAUUUAGUAGAUUAGUGAUGUUAAUUGAUUCAACACAGGCAAUUUGUAAACAGUUAUUGCUUUCAUUGUGUUAUAACUAUUAUACAUUCAGAAAUUCAAGUAUUUUGAACGUGAUGGAAAUUAUAAUGUUGUACUUUUAUCUCGUGAAAUUACGUUUGUGUUUUUCUGUGCGAUGUUUUGAUACACGAUCCUGAAAUGUUUACGUGUAAGCGAUACCAGCGGAAGGUAAAUCAUGCAGUAUUUCCUAUCUCCGGAAUAAUAACAUUGCAGAACCUCACCGCCAUGGUUUUGUUAUGACAUUGAUAACUGUAUUUAUGCAGUUUUCAGACAGGUCCUUAACAUCUUGGAGUGAACUUUAGAGUCUAGUUUUUUUGUACUGCAGGUGUAGGGAAAGAUCAAGGGAUUGAAUGUUAUUCGAAAGGUUAUUUCUGAUUGAAAGUUUAAAAUAUCUUUUGCGGUUAAGUGCUGGUUACUUUGCGUCGAUAAGAUUAGGGUUGCCACGUACGACAAGAAAUUCCCGCCACAGGAAGGAAAAGUUAUCGCAAAAUCCAAUAGGCUGUGAUAAAAUUAACCAACUGGGAGACUUAACUAUGAAAUAUAAACAGGUCUAGCUAUGCUUCUUAUUCCGUCGUCGCUUGUAUGUCAACAAAAGCGAAAAUUUAAUUAAAAUCUCCCGACUUAUCUCUUAGCUGUUUGGGUGGCAGGUAAUGAUGAUAAUGCAAUGUUAUAUUUAGCUAAUAAAUAUUCCAUUACUACUGUGAAAUUGCGUGUCAGUUUUCGUGACGUGAUAUCGCUUUAUACGCAAAUCUCAGCAAGUCAGUUCAGUGAUCGAUUGCAUCUCAGGCCUCAGUCUACUAAGGGCAACGUUAAAUCAACUUCGGUGGUAUUCUGAUCAAAUGAAAGUCCAGGUUUGUGUUGGUACACUCCUGAUAACUUAAUACGAAGUAGUUUUUAUCAAAAACAAAUCUUACUGCAUUACGAAAGGGUCAUCUUAGGGGUUUUGUUGUGAGAGAGAUUUAUUUACCACGGAAGUUGUGAAUUUUUGAUGCGUAGUUCGUGUAUUUCUUCAGUUUUGUGCGUGUUCGGGUCUAUCGGACACGAAAUUCGAUGAAUGUCGCUUUUAGAAGAUCAGAAUGAAGGAAAUGUAUUUAUACAAGACACUCAGAUGGGAAAGUGGCUGUAACUCGUGUAUAUCUGUAAGAGCUUCGCUUUCCAGAUUACUCAUUUAAACUCAUCUUUGGAGAAAUUUGACGAACUGCAACUUAGUAACCAUUACUUUAAUCUGCUUGAUUUUAAUUUAACUUUGAUUCCGUUGUAACAAGCAGCGUCUUCUGAGGUCAUAUUUUAAAUCUGAGACAAUACCUCUGUAACACCCAUUGUGUCUAACUCGUUGUUGUCAUUUCCAGGCCUAUUACCGUCAAGGAGUGGCGCUGCAGUGCCUGGGUCGGCAUGCGGAUGCACUGGGAGCCUUUGCGUCUGCGCUUGCGCAGGAUGACAAAAGCCCUCAACUGCUGAACUCUCUGACUGAAGCCGCGAUGAAGUCCCCACUGAGAGGUAAAUAUCGCAGAGUUCAUAAGAGUAUCUAAUUAUAUGAAAAUGGGCCCCGGGGAGCGAAAAAAGGGACAAUUAACAAGUGUUUUAUGAAAAUGUGUUCGUUGCGAGGUCCGUAGCUUAGCACUUUCAUAAAUUUGCUUCAUUCUAAUCGCUUGCAUAUUGCGAUAAACCAGGAAAGAUGUAAAGGCUACAUUUAACACCUUAGACAUUCUUUACUCGAAUGCAUUAGCUUUACGUUGCCCUUAUACGCUAAGAUCCGUCUUCUCUUUUGAGAUUCCCAUCCAUUUGUAUACGAUAUUGCCUGAACCUCGAAAAAGAGCCCAUCUCAGGGCGGAUCAUUCCCGUGUAGUGCACCAUAGGAAGUAUUCCUAGGGCCCCGAUGGAACAAGCCUGGUGAUGGCAAGGUUCCUUGCCUGACAGACUAUAUUCGAUAGCUCGGCUUAAACUCAGCCUAUUGAAAUGUAUGGAACAGGACAUCCUUGUCAAGAAAUUACCGCACUAACGCGAACACAAUCCAGAAACCAAAACCACAAAUAUCUGCCUGGAGAGUAGAUUACUAUAUCCUCACGUAACUGAAAUUAACACCGAGCAGAUCUACGGAGAUAAAAAUAUUUUAAUCCUUAGGUAUUCCGUGGAAAAAGAUUGCAAUAAUACGAUUAAUUCUAAUGCUGGAGAGGACAACACAACACUAAAAAUUACAAGAACAUCAGGCGGUUGUUUUUAAAAUCUUAGAAGAAUUCUCAUGACAGACUAGGCUGGGUGUUUCCUCGAAAAUCGUGAUAACAAACGCACUUUCCAGUCUUGUGUCACAUCUCUUGAUCGUUUGUCUGACCUAGAGAUGGUUCUUUAUCCGUUUCUUUAAUCCUCUUAUAACGGUAAGUGCGCCAACUGGAAGAGUCAGUGGAACACCUUGAAAGAGGAUAGGAUUUCAUGUUGACAAUUCUAGUCUUGCGCCGUUAGGGUUAUUCUGGGGCACGCUGGUAAAGAAGUCUUGUAGUAAAAAACCCUUUUUUCUGUAAAAUUAUAGAAUAGCUCUGGCGCUAAGUUGUGAAAGGUUCCCUUGUAUGCCGCUCUGAUUGAAUAUGUAUGUAAAGAGCCAUCUUGCGAGAAUGUCAAACGAUAACCAAUCAAUCGUUGAGAGGACAUGGACGAUCGUAAAACCGAAAGCGAAAAUUCCGUUUAUCGUGUAAAAAUUCAAUCUCUUUGGAAUCUUUGUCUCGUCGAAUAAAAAAGGGGUAGAAGUGUUCUAAGCCGGCAGAAAGUGUCCGUUGUUUUCUUCCAAAUCUAAUUCGUCGAAAUUCCCUGAGAUUGGUUCUUGAUUUGUUUGACUUGGGUUCUCUCUCUAAAUUUGUAUGAUCAAAUUUUUUAUCCGAAGUAUUCUUUCGGCACAACAAACAACUGCGGGACUUCAUAUCAGAGGAGCACAUAUAAUAGAUUGCGUGGUUUUUGAUAUGUGCUCUCAGAGGUACUUAAAAAAAAAAACCUUCUAGCUUAAUAUGCCGAGAUAUACAUUACAUCAUCCGUCAAUACUUAGACCUCAUUGAGAAGAACAAACACCACCUGCAAAAAGGGCCCAAAAAUACUGCGUAUCUUUGGUGCGUUGCGUUUGUGUACAUCCGUAGGAAAACAACAUGCGAUUCUCUAAUGAUAUUCGGUGUAAUCUAGCAAAAGGUUGUUGUCUAAUACAGUAAGACGCUCAAAAAAUUAAGUUGACAAUAUUUUCCCAAGACACACUAUCUUAAUCCUUGAAAUAUUUCCCUAUCGGUUUCAUUACCUUGCCCUUUGUUUCUUUAAAAACAAGUACAAGUAUCGAACUUUCGGCCCCGACAUCACUAAUUUGUUUUUAAAGGGAUCUGUGUUCGUCUCAGCCAAAGCGGAGGUAAAUAUUGUCACCCAAGUUGUUGUUUUUGCCUCCUUUUAAUCUGAUAAGACUAAAACUUUUAUCAUUUGAAAACACAUGCGAUUUUUGUACUAAAAGGCCGAUGAAAACGUUGCCAGUCGUAUGGGAUGCUUUUUUCGUCACCUUUUUCACCUGUCCGCACUAGAAAUGGCUUGUCCAAAACGAUGUUUACAAAAUGCUUCACCUUUGAAACAGUCACCGUUUUUAUCCGUGUGUUUUAAGUGAAAAGGUAGAAUUAUGCGUUAAGCGUUCUUAAAUGGAAACCCAUUUUUAAUGAGGAAGGCCUUAGCUAAAGAUGCAUGACACAAGCCUGCACUAUUUUGAAGACUGUGUACUCAUGCAAGACUUGUUUUAGUGACCUCUAAUAAAUUACUGUCGGAAUUCGCGGUUGAUUUGGCUGUGAAGCCAACAUUCGCCACAUCUGGUUAAGUCGUAAACAUUCACCUAAUAAUAAAAACCGCAAUGAAUGUGCGAACGUAUUGAAAAGACAAUUCUCAUGCACUCAUCGCCUUACUCGGUCUUGACCCUGCUAGAAGCUAGCUCAGAGAAGUAGUUCUCCCAAAGUACCGCCGUAAUUUUGUUGUAAUUUAGAGUAGAGAAUUUAGUGAACUAUAUCUUUGCGUGUUUUUGUUUUUCUCUCUUCACAGCUACCCUCGAGCCAAUCUACAGCCAGCUGAAAGGCAUGAAACUUGACAAGAGCGCCUUUGUAAUGAUAUCAGUUAUCGGACAAGAACUUCUUUCUGCCGGACAUGUAACAGCAGCCAUAGAUUGCCUCGAGGCUGCUUUGAAAGUUGGAACUUGCGGUUUACGUCUCCGGGGCUCUGUCAUCUCGGCUUUAAGUACAGCUUAUUGGAAACUUGGAAAUCUAAAGAAGGCCAUGGAAUACAUGAGACAAGAUCUAGAGACGUCACAGUCUUUGAACGACAAAGGUGGAGAAUGCAGAGCUUAUGGUAAUCUUGGAGGAGCAUAUUACUCACAACGAAUGUUCAAGGAAGCUGUGGAGCAUCAGAGAAGUCAGCUGGAUAUUGCUUUGACAAUUAAAGAUCGUAAAACCGCCGCGAGUGCCUUGAGUUCUUUAGGGCAUACACAUGUUUCGAUGACUGAUUACACAAGUGCUAUCUCAAGUCAUAAACAAUCAAUGCAGAUCUAUAAGGAGUUGAAAGACAGACAAGGCGAAGCGAGAGAACUAGGAAACAUUGGCGCUGUGCAUGUCUUGUUAUCGGAUUAUGACAACGCAAUAAAAUAUCAUCAAGAACAUUUGAAAAUUGCGGUUGAGCUGGGAGACAAGGCAGAAGAAGGCCGGGCGUACAGCAACUUAGGAAGUGCUUUCCAUUACAAGAGAGACUUCGACAAAGCAAUCCAGUUUCACAAGCAGGUCUUGGACGUGGCGAAGAAGACCAAAGAUUCUUUUAUGGAAGCGAGGGCGUAUGCUGGCCUAGGACAUGCUCUGAGAUGCAAAGGUGACUUAGAUCAGGCAGUGUCUUUUCACGAAUAUCAACUUGCUUUGGCGAUCAAACUCAAAGAUCGAGCGACCGAGGGGAGAGCGCUUUCCAACCUGGGGGUUAUUUUCCAGCAGAGGGGGCUUUAUGGACAAGCCCUAAAACUUCACAAAAAACACUUGGCUAUUUGUAAAGAGUUGGAGGACCGAGCGGGACAGGGGCGAGCCUACGGGAAUAUGGGCUGCGCUUACAGCGCUUGUGCGCGGUAUGAACAAGCUAUUAAGUUCCAUAAGCAAGAACUGAUGAUUUCCAAAGAAGUGAACGAUCGGUCGUCAGAAGCCUGCACGCAUGGAAAUCUUGCAGUGGCUUAUCAAGCGAUUGGAAGUCUCGACAAGUCAUUGAAACAUUAUCAACAACACUUAGUUAUUUCACAAGAAAUCGGCGAUCAGUCAAAUGAAGCCAUCGCUUUGAGCAAUUUGGGGAAUUACUACAGUUCUUGCGGAAAUUUCACUAAAGCUAUUCCUUUCUACGAAAACUUUUUGUCCGUCGCGAGACAUAUGCGGGAUCGUGUGAGCGAGUGCAAAGCUUGUCACAAUCUGGGAUUUGCGCAUUACUCGUUAGGCGGUCACCUAGAUGCCGUACCUUAUUACGAGAGAAACAUUGAAAUAGCUAAAGAUCUGGAAGACAGGACAAGCUUAGGACGAGCAUAUUGUAAUCUAGGACUGGCUUACAGUGCAAUCGGCAAACAAGAGAAAGCGUUGGAGUGUCAGAAAGAAUUCCUAACUGUUUCACAGGAGGCCAUGCAAGUCCAAGGCGAAUUUAAAGCUUGCGGAAACAUUGGUGAUAUUUAUGUGACACUGGGUAACACAAAUCAGGGAAUACGAUUUUUCCAGGAACAACUACAAGUCGCAAAGAAGGCGCAGGAUGCUGCUCUGGAGAGCGAAGCGCACGGAGCCUUGGGUAGCGCUUUUCGGACUGCGCGUGAUUUUGAUAGGGCGUUGGUUUGCUUUCAAAAAGAGUUAGAACUGAGAAGAACAGCGCAUGAUUCUGUUGGUAUUUGCAAAGCGUUAAGCAAUCUCGGCUCAGUUCACAGCAGCUUACAACAGUAUAACGAUGCUUUCGUGUCCUAUUCUGAAGAGCUUUCCAUCGCAAAUGAACUUGAUGACUGUAUUCUCCAAGCAGAAGCUUGUGGUAACCUGGGAAUCACAAAAAUGAACACUAAAGAUUAUCAAGAGGCGCUGGGAUUUUUUGAACAGCAGAUCGCCACGUUGGAACAGGUUACAGGUGCCUUGCUUGAAAGUGGCCGUGCAUAUGGGAAUCUGGGUGAGUGUUACCACGUGCUGGGUGACCAUGAAGAAGCCGUAAAAUUUUACGAUAAAUAUCUUGCCGCUGGGCAACAAAUGGAGAGUGCUGCUGACCAGGACAAGGCCUACCGCGGACUAGGGAACGCGCACAGGACAAUGGGAAAUCUGCAACAAGCUCUUGUGUGCUUCGAGAAGAGAUUAGUGGUGGCUCAUGAGUUGACUGAUUUCCAUUCCAAAGGGGCAGCUUACUGCGAGUUGGGAAAUAUGCACAAGAUUCUUGGAAACUACGAGCAAGCCCUUGCGUGUUUCGAGCAACAGUUGUCCUUGGCGAGGGAGUGUAAUGAUGCCAUUAAUGAAGGAGACGCCCUCUGUGGACUGGGGCUGGUGAACCAGAAGAUGGGGGAAUACGAAAAGGCGUUGAAACUACACGAACAAGAAACGACAGUCGCCGAAAAACAAAAGGACCUCGGCCGCCGCGGUCGGGCGUCGUUUCAUCUCGGCAUGACGCACGAAAUUCUCGGAAAUUACGAACAAGCGGCAAUCUACCAAGGCCAACAUCUAAACAUCGCCUCGCAAAUGAACGACCAAGCAGCGAAAGCGCAGGCAUACAGUUCACUAGGAAGAACCCAUCAUGCCUUGGCAAAUUAUUCCCAGGCUAUCUCAUAUCUCAACAAAGGCCUUACGAUCGUAGAGGCUCUAGGGAGGAGUGAAGACGAGGCGCGAAUACGUCAUCGAUUAGGUUUGUCAUAUUUGGCAGCCAAUCAGCUGGAUGCAUCGCAGCUGCAUCUUUUCCGCGCGGCGGAGUUAUUGGAGAAAUUGCGCGAAGAAGGUAUUAGUAGUGGCGAGUAUAAAUUGUCUUUGUAUGAACUUCAAGCUGCGACUUACCAAGUUUUACAGCGAGUUUUAGUUACUAUGGGCAACCAUGAGGAGGCGUUGGCGGUCGCCGAGCGAAGUCGGACCCGAGAUUUUAUCGAUUUGCUUCAAGAACGACAAGGAAGUAAUCGAUCAGAGAACGGAAUUUCGAAGUAUUUGGAGAAUCCGUUGACGACACCUGAACAAAUCACAGACUUGGUACGCAGUCAAAAGGCAAGUGUCUUGUACUAUUCCAUAGCCGCAGGACACUUGUACAGCUGGCUCAUCACUCCGAAUAAAGGAAUUGUGAAGUUUCACGACUCUCUUCUCUCGGAUGGAGACCAUGACAAUGAAGUGUUAGUUGACUUAGAUCAAAGUAGCAGCGCAGCCUACUCGCACACCUCUACUCUGUUAGAUUCGUACAUCACGCAGGUACGCGAUGCUCUCGGAGUUGAACCGCAUUUAAAUUUGAAUCGCACGACUAGCAUGUCCGAGAGUGAAGUUGAAGACACCUGGGAAAGAGACAGUGUGUUCAGCGCGAGCCCACUGUCAUACAUGUCAGGGGAUGAUGAUGAUACCAUAAGUGUGUCGUCAUUGUCAUUUGGCGGUCACAGUUUCCAGUCAAACCAGAGGAGCAGCUUCUUGUCAGCGAGGAACGUCCGAAAAUUAAAUGGGGUAAGAAGUAGCAACAAGAAGCUCGGCUGGUCGGGAAAGCCACCGCUUCGUGCUUUGUACGAGCUCUUGAUUUCUCCCAUGGAAGACGCUUUACCUGCUUCUUCGUCCUUCGAAAGCGAAGAUUCCGCACUUGCGUUGGUUCUCCAAGGUGAUCUGUACCUGGUGCCGUUUCCUGUCUUAAAAGGGAGCCUUUCUAAAGAUUAUCUUUUCCGUCGCUUUAGGCUUAUCGUUGUUCCUUCAUUGCAAGCUCUCGCCUCGAACAUCAAAACUCUCAUGUUGAGGAAAAGUGGACUCGAUACAUCUUCGGUAACGAUCAUCGGAAACCCGAAGGUCCCGACGACGUUCGGACAAUGGGAAUCGAACCCGAGCGCUGAGCACGAAGCUAAGAUCGUGGCGGAACUCUUCAACACGAAACCGCUACUCGGCAGUGUUGCGACUAAGAGCGAAGUCGUCCGAAAGUUGCCGAAAGCGGAGUGCAUUCAUUUUGCUACUCAUGUGUCUUGGAAACUAUCAUCUCUUAUUCUUUCGCCGCAGAAUUCCGAUGACAAAUCGAUCACGCCCGCAGGAUCACCCGAAAGAGCGAGUCUGGACUUUCUUGGUGACAUGAGUCCUGACGAAGCACCGGCUUUGUCUGAAUUCCUUCUCACAGCAGCCGAUAUCUUAGACCAGAAAUUAUCAGCAAAACUCGUUGUUAUUGGCGCUGCGCACAACCACUCGUCGCGCAAUCGGAUUACAUCGGAUGGUGUGAUCGGAUUGACGAGAUCAUUCCUGUCGGCUGGAGCACAGAGUUUGUUGGUUGCCCUGUGGCCUGUCCCAGACCUGGCGUGCAAGUUGCUUCUGAAAGCGUUCUACGGCGGACUCCUUCAAGGAAUGAUGGCGAGCCAAUCUCUGUGUCAGGCCAUGCAGGUAGUUCAGGGAACAAAGCAGUUUUCACAUCCGUCAAACUGGGCUGGAUUUAUCCUUGUUGGUGGAGACACAGCUCUGACGAAUAAAGAAGCUCUGAUGAGUAGUGCCAUUUCCAAACUGUUAGACAACCCUGUGAACUGCAGAGAUGCACUGAAAGUUCUUGUUCAUCUGGUACGUGAAACUCUGUCAACUCUUUCAAUUAAAGUAACCCAUCGCCUCUCUUAAAGAUUUUGUGCAGACGAACCGGGGACCUUAAUGAUCAAUAGCUUAGUUUUGUCUGUGCAUAGGUGACCUUAAAUCUCUGUUUCCAUAGCAUGAAGCGACUAAGAGUAUCACUACUCCCCCCUGGAUGGAAUGGUAGUCCAUCGUAAGGUUACCCGCCCCCACCUUUCCCGCCUCCCCACCACCCUCCCCCACCUUUUCCCCUCUUCACCACCCUUCCCCCCCACCUUUUCCCCUCCCCCCACCCUCUUCCCCCCACCUUUCCCCCCCCUUCGUGUUUCCAGUUAAGUUAACUCCCUCGUUCAUUCGCUCUUCGCCUUCAGGUGGACAAGGCGCAACAGCGGAUUCGUUCAGGUCAGCGGUCGUCCAUGUACACAGCGGACGCAAGCAUCAAUGCCAAAGUCAAGGGAGCCAGCGGUUGGCGAGAAUUGCUCAAGCUUCUUGGCUUCCGGUUUCAGAAGGCUGCUAACGGACUUCCGGACUCCGUCUUCUUUCCAACAGUAUCCAGUGGUGUGGCAGACAAGCUGGCUGAUGCAAGUAACCAUUUACACGCUUUGCUGGGUGAGUAAACACUCGGUGUAAAGAAAGGAUUAUUUUAAAAAUAGUUUGUAAUGAAAGUUCCUUUUUUCUCUCUUUCUUUGUCACAAUAAAGGAGACAGAUCUUUCUUGAACCUUUUUUUUUUCUUUUGGGGGGAGGGGAGGCGGCGGUCGGGAACCCUUCACGCUCACGGGGCCUCUAUCCCCUAGGGGUCCAAACGAGUACCAGGUACCUGUCAAGUGCUGGUUAUACCUGCAGAGAACUGGCCUCUCUUUCAGAGUUGAGAAUGAUACUUCUGGGUUUGUUUCUACAACAGAGGUCCUAUUCAACGACCCGAGCAGCAGUAGAACGUGCACUUUUGAGGCUUAUGAACUUUCACACAACGCUUUUUGACCCUCUCCUUCGAAAGGGCGACAAAAAAAUUAAAAAACGUCAAUUUUUUCCUUCAGGUCUGAGUCCCACCACUUUGCAGGCGCUGGCCAAACUCGUGAAUGCACGCACAGUGAACACAGCUUUAGUGGCUCUGGUAAGUCAAAAAUGGUUUUGUAUCAAUCAAUGUGCGUAGUAUAGCAUCCUGUGUUGAAACACCAAGCUGCGUGGAUGUUCUCAUCUCUUAGACAAUUAGCUGAAAAAAGGCAAACUGAAAAGUGCUCUCACUUCAAAAAGAAAUCUACUGAAAUGGAAUUUUCUUCAUUUCUGCGUAUUCGUGAUGAGAAAUUUCAGUUUGUCUCCAGCGACAACUUUGAUAACUGUUGUAGAUCUUGUCGUCAGUGUUAGAUAAUGUUCAGUUGGUAUUGCGUCUUAACUGCAAACUUCUGUUGGUACAGAUAUUUUAUGAAAAUAAAGGUGGCUAUGUUAUACGUACAUGCUACUUGAGGCUGCUAUUUUUUCUACCCAAACGUUGAGCUUGUUUCUUCUCUCUUUGCGUCACAGUUCAGUCAGGUUUUGUCAUGUUUCGCCCAAGGAAUGAACAACGUACAGGUGCCUUUAAAUCUCAAGUUAUGGCGCACUUCCGGCUGUCACGAGCUGCUGGCUUCUCUCGGUUUUGAUCUGAUUGGCGUGGGCAAAGAUGAAGUGAUGCUUCGAUCCGGCAAAGCGAAUAGCAGACGUGCGGUACAGUGUACUGUGCAGGCCUUGUGUGCUCUCACAGGUAAACAUACAAAUUACAGUUGUUUUGGAAACGUGUUCGGUUGCUUCCCUAACAAAGAAAGCUUCGUUUCACAGCUUCAUUUCAAAGUUCGGCAUGUUUGCGAACGGCUUGCGUCUCAAGAGAACCAUACGGCACGUAUACGAAAACAGCGUUUUUAAGUGCCCUACGUUUGUUGCCCUUGGAUGCACCGUCAGUAGACUUGAGAGAAAGGUGGGACUUGAUAUGAAUACAACCUUAUUUUCUUAUUUUUUCAGAUUCAGAAAAUCCUGCAGAGAAGGAAGAUCCUACCUUUAAACUCUCCAAGGUCCAUUCCGCUUCAACUGUCAUCUCCAACUUAUCUCUCAAAUCAGCUUCUAUCGACUCGGAUCUUGACACUAAGUCUAAAGAUGUGGACCACAGUUCCAACGAUGUUAGCAAUUCAAGGGGCAUUAGUAAGGGUUCCAAAACCAGCAUCACCUCCAGGCCAGUGAAAACUGAGGCCCAUCCUUCAAACGAGUCGAUUAACUCGGCAGCAGUUGCAGAAGCCGAAAGAAGAAGCUUUCGAGCUCUUUCCAAAUCACAGCCUCUGCUUGUAAAUAGGAAUCAUCCAAACGCCGUAAACUCCUAUUCAGGUUUCAACGGACACGUGCGCAGUGCCAAUAAGCAACAUACAACUUCAUCCGUCGUAGAUCACUCGCGAAAUUCUUCAGUCGCCGACCCAUCCGACUCAGACGUCGAUAGUUAUUCGGACAUUGUCGGUCAGCGCGCGCCAUUAAAUCGGCAUACAGUCGAUCUUACGGGGGAUAGCUCAGUUUCAAAUGGUGUCUCGCCCACAUGGGUAACUAAUUCCAAUCAAAAAGGGAAUGUAGUUACAUUUCCAGUACAACAACGUCGGGCUAAGGAAAACCCAGCAAGGAGUGAAAAACAGGUUUUGACGAGUACACCGAAACAAAGUCACGAGCCGGGUACGAAUGGUACCAGACAACCCAUAUCCGGGUAUCUACCUAAUGCUUCUGAUAUCAAUGGGAGGAGGGUACGCCGAGGAGGGUCUCUGAAUGAUGAAGGUUACCCCCGAGGAAGGCCUCAGGGAAGGAGUGUGAGCGAGAGCCAGGAACCUGUAUCUAAAAACGGACCUUUUAGCCGACCUAAGUCAAUACCUAGGCAGGGAGAGAAUGGAUCGAGCGAUGAGGAGGAAACUACGCAUACUCGUGACAGACGUUGGGCGAAGAGUAGUACAGACUUAAGAACUCAUCGUGUGGUAUCUGCCAUUGAUAUUAGUGGAAAUGGUAAAGUUAAUCGAACUGGGCGUUUGAGGGUUUCUAGUGUGGAUUUACCAGUCAGAGAUGGAGCUCUGAGGUCCUCAAGUCAAAGAACUGCACCAUUAAGAAAUGGUGAGUUUAAAACGAAUCACGCUGAUCAGCUUGCAGCCGAAAUGCAACAGGGACGAAAAGAAUCCCUAGAGGGGAGGAGACAGUCGCUGCAGAAGUUUCACGAUGAUUCUCAGUCUUCUCAAGAUAGUACUGACUACGAGUCUCGUCAGACUAAAGCAGAGUGGGCAGCGGCUGCCCUAAUGAAUAAUCACAUGACACGUGAGCCGACCCAACCGCUGGCCAACAAAAAAACAUCCCCGCAGUCACUUGAGAUGAAAGACAUCGGAGCGGAAAAGAGGAGACUGAGGCGAGAGCAUUUGGCAAACUUGGCUCAUCUCCACUCCUCCUCCUGCUAGCACUGGCUGGUAAGAAUUUGCAUGUUAUACAAUUAUAUUCCCAUUAUAUUAAGACCUGUUCCUCAUCGUAUUGUUUCACGAAGAGGGAGGGGAAUGAAAGUGAGAGUGAUCUUCGUAGUAAUGAAUAUUACUAAAGCAGUAGAGAAAACUAAGCUUGGAAAAAAUUCAGUCUCGUACGAGAGUUGUACCUAUGACCUGGGAGAUACUGGUGCAGCGCUCUACCAACUGAGCUAAAAAGCCAUAUGGGAGCUGGUUAUUUUGUUGGAGGGAAAUCUGAGGGGCGAAGAGCCAAUUUCGGUGGUACAAUUUGAAGUAUUUUACCAGCCUCUAAUACAAAAUUAUGUCGAAUGAAUCAUCCACACAAAAUUGAAAAGUGUUGGAGUACCCCUCCGACAUGUUAUGCGACAAUGUUGGUAACGCAGGCAUCGCAUCCAACAAACCUAGCAUGCCAAAAAGAUUGCAUAGACUGAAUCCUUCCUAACAUUAAAUUGGGUAGGCGAACUGUGGAGAUAUAACAUGUAAAAAAGUUGACAUUACACGAACCAUAAAUUGAUCUGUGGCUUUUUUCUUUUUUAUUUUCAGACACGGUGGAACUCGUAUUACCGGGGUUGAUGUGAACUAGCAGAGUAUAUUUUUUAACAGUUUCUUAUCUUAAACAAGAAAGUGUUCCCUAAUAAUCUGAACCAAAUUGGUUCUCUACGUCGAAAAGCAAUUUGGAGCUGUCGAGUAUUGCACUGGUUCUCAGUGAUUUAUUUUGAAAAUCGUAUUUUGAAAUCUGUUCAAAAUUUUCAAGCCCCGUCACCAAGAGGUAGCGUUGAAUAUCAGUUUACUGCUAGAUGUAAAAAGACAUUUUCUAUUGUUUACGUCUAAAUUUAUGAAAACACCAACAGCCAAUUUCGAUGUAAGUUUUACUUACUAUAAUUAACUUUUCCUCAGACGAGUCUAUCACAAUAGUGUGUUAUAAUUUAGGAAAAAUGGAGAAUUCUAAAGGAGACGACUCUUUCGCUCGACCGAACGUGUUAUGCAACUUUGAGAGAAUAAUUAAGGUAAACACCCCUCUCGCUUCCUUCAGGCUACCUUAGUAUUUAAUUUUGUCCCCAGGUCUUAACUUAUCCCACAAUUUUUUGACCGUUUAGUCUGGGAACGAAGACACUCUUGCGCAAAGUCUUCUUGUGCAUUGACUUUUAGAGGUAACGACAAAGUAUUUCAGCCGUUCUGGUGCUAACCAUCGUUAGACAUAUCCAACAGUUAACCCCUCAGAAUAUUUUUGCUGAAACUGAAAUGUAGCAAGUCUUGAUCUUGUGCCAAAAAUAGUAAGAACAUCGUGACGCCGUUGGUGUGUACUAUUUUCGGUCACGCAACAUUGUGUGACUCAGGCAUUCUCACGUCAACUUGCUUCCUUUUAGUUUAUUACCUUCCCUUAUGCUAUUGUAGAAUUAUGACAAGCCCUAGAUAAAUAUUAUCAAGUGGUUCAUGACGGUCAAUUUUCUCCCUUUCAAUUACGGGUCCUACCACCUUUUUAUUUAUGUGCGUUGAAUCUUUAGGUCAAACUAGAAUUCAAGAUGCGUGCCAUUUUCGAAAUUCUCAGUGUAUUAUAUGUACCUCAGUCAAUUUGUAGAGAUCACAGUGGUGUAUUUUCGAGUUGCUAUUUAUGAAAUUUGGAGCGAAAUCGUGUACAUAUAAUUUUGUAAUUUCAGAUUAAUAAACAGGAGGUUUAUAAUAUAUAUAUAUAUUUCAUAGCCACGUUACGUUGUACAUAUUUCACCUCCUUGCAAAUAUUUUUUAGUACAAUCAAUAAAGUUUAAGGUUUUCCAG